Messenger RNA from Dermacentor andersoni, 2314 nucleotides. RefSeq lists its product as uncharacterized. The record is from RefSeq and is a predicted model, not a curated record. Lineage: Eukaryota; Metazoa; Arthropoda; Arachnida; Ixodida; Ixodidae.
UAUUUGUUAGUGAAAUAAAAACCUUAAGUGGAGGAGUUUGUUGCGGUAUUCUAGAGACGACUACUUGUUCACGCUUAGCGCCAAGUACUGUACCGUUGUGCACCAUGUCGGCGAGUGACCGAUGGUUUCGCCGCUUGAGGAACCGAAGAGUAGAUGAAUUCUUUAUGAUCCUAAAUCCAUCGCAAACUGUAACUAAUAGCGAGCAGAAUAAUGUGUACCCAUCUGGCUCUGGAGAGAGCACUUGGCGCAAUCAACUUGACGCUGCUAGUGGGAGCUCAUUGUUCAGCCAUGUUGCAUCGGAAUCCGACCAACGUGAGCGGCCCAGCAUCGAGCACGACGCCGUGUUCUGCAGCAGUAGUUCGGAUUCGGAGUGCCUACAGGAGCAAAUGAAGCAAACGAAUGUGCAUCAAGAAGAGCAACCUGAGGUAGACGAUGUCACGCCGUUAAGCGACCAAUUACAAGCAUGGGCCAUUCAGUACGGCUGUUCCCACAGCUCAGUUACUGCCCUUUUGAGAAUCUUGCGUGGUCAUGAAUGUUUUUCUUGUCUUCCACGAUCAGCAAGAACGCUGCUAGAAACGCCCAGAAAGUCAUUAAACAUAGUCAACAUAGCUGGAGGGCGGUACUGCCACUUUGGUAUCGUGCAACCUCUUCGUGAACUGCUAGAAAUAGCAAAGGAUGUACCAUUGGAGCUUGCUCUCAAUUUUCACGUUGAUGGGCUCCCUCUGGCAAAAAGCUCGAGAAAACAAUUUUGGACGAUACUUUGUCAUGUAAAGAAAAUCGAAGCUCAUGACCCUUUUGUUGUGGGUGUCUUCUUUGGCGAGAAAAAACCAGAUGAUGCAAAUGAGUUUCUUCGUCAGUUUGUUGAUGAAGUUAAGGAAAUCAUUAGCUCUGGCAUCUGUUUUGGUGCACAGGUUAUACCUAUCAGAAUAAAUGCCAUCAUCUGCGAUGCACCUGCAAGAGCAUUUAUCCUGAGUGUAAGAAACCACACUGGGUACUACAGCUGUACAAAAUGCACUGUGAAAGGCCUCUACAGUGAAGGGAGAGUGUGCUUUCCGGCAAAAAGUGGGAAUCUGCGCACUAACACCACAUUUCGAGGCCAAUUUCAAGAGCAACACCAUAUUGGCAAUACAGUUCUUGAGGAGUUGCCACUUGACUUGGUCAAAGACGUGCCACUGGAUUAUAUGCAUCUUGUGUGUCUAGGAGUCAUGCGAAAACUGCUUCUGUUGUGGUUUCGAGGUCCCAAGCAGAUUAGACAAGGGGCUUCUGCACAAAAUCGCAUUUCAGCCAAGCAAACAGAGCUUUCUCUUUUUGUACCAUCUGACUUCAAUCGACGUCCAAGAGGUCUACAUGACAUAGAUCGCUGGAAAGCUACAGAAUUCAGGUUUUUUUUGUUUUAUAGUGGUCCACUGGUGUUGUUUUCUGUAGUGCCACAAGGGAUGUAUGAAAACUUUCUGUGUCUUCAUGUAGCAAUAACCAUACUUGCAUCACAAAGCGCAGUAGCUGCCGAGCUCGACUAUGCUGAGGAGCUUUUGAAGUUAUUUGUUAGAGGCUUUGCAGAAAUAUAUGGGCAGCACCAUGUAUCCUAUAAUGUACAUGGGCUAUGCCACCUUGCAGAUGAUGCAAGACAUUUGGGGCCACUGGACUCAUGGAGUGCAUUUCCGUUUGAGAGCCACAUGGGCACCAUCAAGAAGCUUCUAAGAAAGCCGCAGCACCCACUGGAGCAACUGUCAAACAGAAUUGUUGAAACAAAGAAGCUUCAGUGCAGAAAAAAAAUGACUGUAAGCAGUUCCCACCUGCUCACUGUACAACAUCAAGAUGGGCCUCUUGUGCCUCUUUGCCAAAGGCCACAGUUCAAAAAAGUGACGUUUCCAGAAGGAAUUGUCUUAGACACUAGUAGGAGGAAUAACUGCUGCAAGCUCCUUGAUGGAAGUGUAGUUGUGGUGGAGAACUUUGCCCAUAAUGCACAAGGUAUGCCAUACAUAAUUGGAAGGAAGUUCCUGAAGAAAGAUGACGUAUAUUUGACACCCUGUCCCUCAUCAGCACUGGGAAUAUUGAUUGUGUCCAAGCCUUCUUUGCUGCGGUGUUGGCCUCUGACAUGGGUCUCAGAAAAAUGCAUGCGAGUUCCAUUCAAAAAGAAGCUGGUUGUAUUUCCUCUUGUGCAUCUGAAGAUGUAAAUGAUGAAGAAACUCCUGUAUGUAGAAUUGUACAAUACGUAUAAUGUUUUUCUUUAAGGUGAUCAAUAUGCAGUCGUCAAGUUUCCAGAGGAAGGCAACUCUGUGGCUCUUGUACAUACCAAGUGGCUGCAUGGCGAUGU